Lineus longissimus is the source of this 857-nucleotide messenger RNA. RefSeq lists its product as uncharacterized. Lineage: Eukaryota; Metazoa; Nemertea; Pilidiophora; Heteronemertea; Lineidae. Gene Ontology annotation, biological process: regulation of transcription by RNA polymerase II. The transcript has 3 exons. Bases 1 to 801 code for a protein of 266 amino acids. Gene Ontology annotation, cellular component: transcription regulator complex; nucleus. The record is from RefSeq and is a predicted model, not a curated record.
AUGAUAUAUGAUAAGUCCCUAGCCGAAUUCAAAGAUACUGAAAGGAAAGAAAGGGUAUGGAAGCAAAUUGGUGAUAAAGCUAAUUUAACAGUUGGACUUGCGAAGACGAAGUGGAAGAGUGUCCGCGACGCUAUUAGGAAAUAUUUAGAUGCCAUUCCCAUACCGAAAAGUGGUCAGGGCAGGACGAAACCCAAGAAGGAAUACAAGUAUGCAAAGAUGUUGGAGUUCCUGAGGCCACAUAUGGAGAACCGCAAGUCUUCUGGCAAUCUUGAGGACCUUGAUACAGAUACAAUUGAAGCAGGCGAUGAUAUUCCGAUUGAUAAUAGCAAUGCCGAAGACGAACUCGAGUUGGGUGAUGGAACCUCAUCGGAAUACAAUGACAAACAACCAGAAACAUUCGCUGCACCAAAACCCAGAUGCCAACAAAAGAAAAAGGCUUCAAAACCAGCAUCUGAGGUGGAUGACGCCAUAGUUUCUUACAUCAAAAGCAAGAAUGAAAAGAAGCCAAAACAACCGGAUGAGGAUGAAAAUAUUUCUGACUUUAUGAAAUCAAUGAUUGCGAGUAUCAAAAAGUUUCCGCCACAAAUUAGAUCCAGCAUCAUGUUCAAAAUUCAUGGUUUAGUGCAUGAGGCCGAAAUGCAUGUAAUCUACGGGAGCAGUGGCAACCAAGCAUCCCAGCAUAUCCAGGGUAACCCAUCCACCUCGACCGGCUUCUCCAAUGUUGGUUCGUGCAUGGGUAUGGGCCAGAUGCAACAACAAUCAAGCAAUUCGACAAAUUGGAAUGCUCCAAAUUUAAUGUAACUUCCAGAAAUGUUUGUAUGGAACAACAAUUGAUUAAAAAUUUGAUGAAAAUUACU